GUGAACACUUUCUUUUUUAUGAAGUUCUACUGCUCUUUGUGCCGGGCAGGAAUAAAAUACAAAACCCCCAGAGGCUGGAUAGAUCACGUCAGAGGGACCAAGCACAAAGAAAGAAGAGCAACCAUCUUGAAGCCACAAACAUACAAGGAGAUUGAAGAAAUGAGAAGACAAAGGCUUAUAACAAAAGAAGAGUGCACGGAAAUAAAAGAAGCAAUAAGAGAAACAGAAAGUCUCACAGAAAUAAAAAGCAAAGUUAUUUCUAUCCUAGAGAACUCUUUAAUAAAAAUAGCACAGAAUAUAUUAAAGUAA
Molecule: messenger RNA, 309 nt
Organism: Nematocida ausubeli
Lineage: Eukaryota; Fungi; Microsporidia
Exons: 1
Source: RefSeq, a predicted model, not a curated record